AUGAUAUCGUCACCUUCUUGCGCAUUUCCGCGCGACAACAAUCAACCACGCUGCCUGUCACUCGACGACUACAUUGAUCUGAGGAAUGCUCAAGACGCACACCUGAAUGCUGAGUUUACCCUCGUCCGCGAAUCUAUUUCUCGCCUAGAAACGAAAACCGACCGCCUCGAAGAGAAGACCGACCGCCUUGAAGCUGAGAUGCGCCAGUUGCACGCCUACACUCGAAAUAAUGCUUUAAGGAAUCCCACUUUGCCUAUCCGGCCCGUCGUCGUGUACAACCCUGAGCAGGGCAUUAUCGAACCAAAACCCACCCACUUCCCUCGGAACGCGAACGAAUUCUACUCUCUGAGAGACCCGCCAUCGGAUCGUCACCGCUCCAUGUUGGCCUACCUCGCCGUCUUCUACGACGUUCAGUUGAGGACUGCCGAAGAUUCAGGGGGGGAAAGCAGCGAAGACGAAGUUUUCCUGGACCGGCCUGAUCUAAUAGUGGAGAAGCUAGAAGGCAUACUCGGAUUGAACGAGGACAAGUUCAUCAAGUUCAGACAGAGAGCCCGGGAAAUAGCAGCACGACCGCCAUCCAAACCUAUCAAA
Colletotrichum orchidophilum is the source of this 591-nucleotide messenger RNA. RefSeq lists its product as uncharacterized. The transcript has a single exon. The record is from RefSeq and is a predicted model, not a curated record. The annotation marks the transcript as partial. NCBI's taxonomy places the organism in Eukaryota, Fungi, Ascomycota, Sordariomycetes, Glomerellales, Glomerellaceae.